AUGCUAUAAUCAAAGCCGAGGUCAUUUGUUUAUUUUGCCUUGUGACUCUCAGCAGGUGUCUGCCAUGGGUGACAAGGAAGCAAGUAAUCACUCAGAACUGACUGACUUCAUCCUGAUAGGCUUCAGGGUCCGCCCAGACAUCCACAUCCUCCUCUUCCUGCUGUUUACGCUUGUAUAUGCCAUGGUUCUUCUGGGAAAUGUUGGGAUGAUGGCCAUCAUUGUGAGCGAUCCUCGGCUGAGCACACCCAUGUAUUUUUUCCUGGGCAAUCUCUCCUUUGUUGAUCUCUUCUACUCGUCUGUUAUUGCACCCAAGGCUCUGAUCAACUUCUGGUCUGAGAGCAAGUCCAUCUCCUUUGCGGGCUGUGUGGCUCAGCUCUUUCUCUUUGCCCUGUUCAUUGUCACUGAGGGAUUUCUUCUCGCAGCCAUGGCUUAUGACCGCUUUAUUGCCAUCUGCAACCCUCUCCUCUACUCUGUUCAGAUGUCGACUCGUCUCUGCACUCAGUUGGUGGCGGGUUCUUAUUUCUGUGGCUGCAUUUCUUCAGUCCUUCAGACCAGCAUGACAUUUACUUUAUCCUUCUGUGCUUCUCGGGCUGUUGAUCACUUUUACUGUGAUUCUCGCCCACUUCAGAGACUAUCUUGUUCCGACCUCUUUGUCCACAGAAUGAUAUCUUUUUCCUUAUCCUGCAUUAUCAUCUUGCCCACCAUAAUAAUUAUCGUUGUUUCUUACAUGUACAUCGUGUCCACAGUUCUAAGGAUGCACUCUGCAGAGGGACGUAAGAAAGCCUUUUCAACCUGCACUUCUCACCUGGGAGUAGUGAGUGUGCUGUAUGGUGCUGUCUUUUUUAUGUAUCUCACGCCUGACAGAUUUCCUGAACUGAGCAAAGUGGCAUCCUUAUGUUAUGCUGUGGUCACUCCCAUGUUGAAUCCUUUAAUUUACUCUCUGAGAAACAAAGAUGUUAAAGAGGCCAUAAAAAAAGUUCUAGAGAAGAAAAAUACUAUUCUGUGA
Nycticebus coucang (slow loris) is the source of this 1006-nucleotide messenger RNA. Its product is annotated as olfactory receptor 9K2. The transcript has a single exon. Lineage: Eukaryota; Metazoa; Chordata; Mammalia; Primates; Lorisidae. The record is from RefSeq and is a predicted model, not a curated record. Gene Ontology annotation, molecular function: olfactory receptor activity; G protein-coupled receptor activity; odorant binding. Gene Ontology annotation, biological process: G protein-coupled receptor signaling pathway. The coding region runs from base 65 to 1006 and encodes 313 amino acids. Gene Ontology annotation, cellular component: membrane.